UUCUUUUUGUACGCCAUCGCGUGUACUUGCUCGCGUUUCUUCUUAAUAAUUUACAAGUUUAUUGAAAAAGUUAUAAAUCUCAACCGAUAUACAUAUUCAUUCCUUACCAAUGUCUAAAAGACGCAUAGAGGUCGGCGAGACGUACAAUAGCAAAAUAAAAAAGGAUGACUUGGCUUCAUCUUCAGGAGCCGGAGUAGCAAACAAUUCCGCUAACUCUUCCACAGGAGGAAUCGCCGCAAAUCGCCAGCCGGGUUUUUUGAAUCCUUAUAAUUUGAAGCCAUAUUCGCAGCGCUAUCACCAAUUGCAUAAAAAACGUCUCACCUUACCAGUAUAUGAAUAUCAAGCUGACUUUAUGCGUUUAUUAAAUCAACAUCAAUCUAUAGUGUUAGUUGGUGAGACCGGUUCCGGUAAAACAACACAAAUUCCGCAAUGGUGUGUCGAGCAUGCUUUGUCAGUAGGCGGCAAAGGUGUAGCGUGUACGCAACCGCGUCGUGUUGCUGCAAUGUCAGUAGCUCAGCGUGUUUCUGAGGAAAUGGAUGUAAAUUUGGGUGAAGAGGUAGGUUAUUCUAUACGUUUUGAGGAUUGUUCUUCGGCAAAAACCGUGUUAAAGUACAUGACCGACGGCAUGUUGUUGCGCGAAGCGAUGUCUGAUCCCAUGUUAGAGCAAUAUCAAGUUAUUCUUUUGGACGAAGCUCACGAACGUACAUUGGCCACUGAUAUUCUAAUGGGUGUUUUGAAAGAGGUUAUAAGACAAAGAUCGGAUUUGAAAUUAGUUGUUAUGUCGGCUACUUUAGAUGCGGGUAAAUUUCAACAAUAUUUUGAUAAUGCUCCAUUAAUGAACGUGCCAGGCAGAACACAUCCUGUUGAAAUUUUCUAUACGCCAGAACCGGAAAGAGAUUAUCUAGAAGCUGCCAUACGCACUGUAAUACAAAUACAUAUGUGUGAAGAUAUCGAAGGUGAUAUACUUAUGUUUCUAACCGGUCAGGAAGAAAUAGAAGAGGCUUGUAAACGUAUAAAGAGGGAAAUUGAUAAUUUAGGGUCAGAAAUUGGUGAACUAAAAUGCAUACCUUUGUAUUCCACGCUACCACCCAAUUUGCAACAACGUAUAUUCGAAGCGCCGCCGCCGCGUAAUGCUAGUGGAGCAAUAGGACGUAAAGUUGUUGUUUCCACGAAUAUAGCAGAAACUUCUCUCACCAUAGAUGGUGUAGUCUUUGUCAUUGAUCCCGGUUUUGCCAAACAAAAGGUAUAUAAUCCCCGCAUACGCGUAGAAAGUUUGCUAGUGUCUCCAAUCUCUAAAGCUUCAGCACAACAACGCGCUGGGCGUGCUGGACGCACACGUCCCGGUAAAUGUUUUCGUCUUUACACCGAGAGGGCUUAUAAGAAUGAAAUGCAAGAUAACACCUAUCCAGAAAUAUUAAGAUCAAAUUUAGGGACGGUGGUCCUACAAUUGAAAAAAUUAGGUAUUGACGAUUUAGUGCACUUUGAUUUUAUGGAUCCGCCCGCACCAGAAACACUAAUGCGUGCUCUGGAACUUCUCAACUAUUUAGCUGCUUUAGAUGAUGAUGGCAAUCUUACAGAUUUAGGUGCAGUCAUGUCGGAAUUUCCUUUGGAUCCUCAAUUAGCUAAAAUGUUAAUAGCUAGUUGCCAGCAUAAUUGUUCCAACGAAAUUUUAUCUAUCACCGCUAUGCUGUCGGUGCCUCAAUGUUUUGUGAGACCAAACGAGGCCAAAAAAGCAGCCGACGAAGCAAAAAUGCGUUUCGCUCACGUCGAUGGAGAUCAUUUAACUUUACUGAAUGUCUAUCACGCCUUUAAGCAAAGUAGCGAAGAUCCUAAUUGGUGCUACGAGAAUUUCAUUAACUUUCGAUCCUUAAAAUCGGCUGAUAAUGUACGCGAACAAUUAGCUCGAAUAAUGGAUCGUUUCAAUCUAAAACGUAGCAGCACAGAAUUUACUUCCAAGGACUACUAUGUUAAUAUACGUAAAGCUCUGGUUCAGGGCUUUUUCAUGCAAGUCGCCCAUUUGGAACGCACUGGUCAUUAUCUAACAAUUAAGGAUAACCAAAUUGUGCAGUUGCAUCCUUCCACCUGUUUGGAUCAUAAACCCGAUUGGGUUAUAUAUAAUGAAUUCGUUUUGACCACCAAAAAUUAUAUACGUACCGUAACCGAUGUUAAACCGGAAUGGCUACUUACCUUAGCUCCGCAAUACUAUGAUAUGAAUAAUUUCCCACAGUGUGAGGCUAAAAGACAACUGGAGAUGUUACAACAACGUUUAGAAUCUAAACAAUAUCAGAAAGGCUUUUAAAGUAUCUCUUUUUUUUUUCAAUAUUUCCCCUUUUUUUCUUUUCCAUUUACAUU
Molecule: messenger RNA, 2352 nt
Organism: Glossina fuscipes
Lineage: Eukaryota; Metazoa; Arthropoda; Insecta; Diptera; Glossinidae
Gene: Dhx15
Product: putative pre-mRNA-splicing factor ATP-dependent RNA helicase PRP1
Exons: 6
Coding region: 110-2299 (729 amino acids)
Cellular component (GO): spliceosomal complex; intracellular anatomical structure
Molecular function (GO): RNA helicase activity; RNA binding; ATP binding
Source: RefSeq, a predicted model, not a curated record